AUGCGCCGGACGAGUAGUACGCCGGAUCACGGACAACACAAGAUUACUACAAAACUGUCUAGGGCCCAGGGCGGUUCAUCAUUAUUUUUGGUAUCCCCCUUCAUAAAAUCUAGGAUGCAAAAUACAAAGAGCCCGUAUUUCGAGUGCAUCCAGGAAGCAGCGUUGCCUCUCAGGAUCACCGUACAGAUGCAGAACUCCUCGCACAGUGGAAUCUGGAUGGGAAUUACUCAGACAGGGCAAAGUCAAAGCUUUGCUUCAGAACACGUCCGUUAUGGAGGUUCAGUCGAAAUAUCGUUCGUGGCGUCUCACCGUUCGAACCCCCAUACUACCGCUCUCCACUCUAUCAUGGCCAAAGAGGACCGUCACACUGCAGAUGGAAGAGCAUUUACCUGGGUCUAUCUUGGAAAAGGCAAUGCAACACGUGAUGGCGGAUUCACCACUCCCAGGCCGAGGUAA
Messenger RNA from Westerdykella ornata, 456 nucleotides. RefSeq lists its product as uncharacterized. NCBI's taxonomy places the organism in Eukaryota, Fungi, Ascomycota, Dothideomycetes, Pleosporales, Sporormiaceae. The coding region runs from base 1 to 456 and encodes 151 amino acids. The record is from RefSeq and is a predicted model, not a curated record. The transcript is spliced from 2 exons.